AUGGUGUUGGACACAGGGAGCCAACUUUCAUGGAUACAAUGCCAAAAGAAGUCACCGAGAAAGCCCCCAACGACGACGUUUGAUCCUUCUCUCUCUACUACUUUCUCUAACCUCCCAUGCAAUAGCCCGCUUUGCAUGCCACGAAAUCCCGAUUUUACCCUCCCAACUUCUUGUGAGAACAAUUUAUGCCACUAUUCUUACUUCUAUGCAGAUGGGACUUUGGCUGACGGCAAUCUCGUCACAGAUAAAUUCACAUUGUCACCUUCCCAAACUACCCAUCCUCUGGUUCUUGGUUGCACCAACAGCUCCGGAGAGGCUCAGGGUAUUCUGGGAAUGAAUCUUGGGCGGCUGUCAUUUCCUUCCCAAGCUAGAAUCAAAAAAUUCUCCUACUGCGUGCCACUCCGGCAAGGCACUCCGCGGAUUACGCCGAUCGGAACAUUUUACCUCGGAAAGAAUCCGAAUUCACACACAUUUAAGUAUGUCAAACUUCUAUCUUUUCCUCAAAUUCAAAGCAUGCCGAAUUUUGAUCCUCUGGCCUACACUCUUCCCAUGACGGGGAUAAUGAUCGCCGGGAAGAAACUGAGCAUACCGGUAUCGGUAUUCCGGCCGGAUGCUGGCGGUUCAGGCCAGACGAUGAUUGACUCCGGCACCCAAUACACAUUUUUAGUGGAUGAGGCGUACUCUAAGGUAAGAGAGAAAGUUGUGAGUGUGGCAGGUCGAAGGCUCAAGCCAGGGUAUGUGCACGGAGGAUCGUUGGACAUGUGCUUUGAUGGAAACUCUAUUGAGAUCGGACGUUUGAUAGGCGACAUGAUUUUUCAAUUUGAAAAUGGUGUAGAUAUUCUGAUCAAUAAGGAGAGGGUUUUGGAUGACGUUGGAGGUGGGGUCCAUUGCAUAGGAAUCGGACGGUCAUCGUUGCUCGGUACUUCAAGUAACAUUGUUGGCAAUUUUCAUCAACAAAAUCGAUGGGUAGAAUUUGAUCUUGUUCGUCGAAAAGUGGGAUUUGGAGCAGCUAAGUGUGGAACAUCACUGUAA
Molecule: messenger RNA, 1032 nt
Organism: Fraxinus pennsylvanica
Lineage: Eukaryota; Viridiplantae; Streptophyta; Magnoliopsida; Lamiales; Oleaceae
Source: the annotation of a GenBank genome assembly